Molecule: messenger RNA, 1653 nt
Organism: Paramuricea clavata
Lineage: Eukaryota; Metazoa; Cnidaria; Anthozoa; Malacalcyonacea; Plexauridae
Source: the annotation of a GenBank genome assembly
AUGAACUGUGCAGAUUUAUUAGCGAAAUUCGAUGACUUGGUGAAACGAUUUAGGAACGAAUUCAACGAUAUAAUUGAAGGAGAGCGAGCCAAAAUGAAGGCGGAACUCGACGCUUACAACGCAGAGAAACAAAGAAUGAAAGUCAUCGUAGUCACUGACAACGAUAUCAUACACCUCAACGUUAGUGGUCACAAAUUAACGACCAAACGAUCUACUCUUUGUCAAGUAGAAAAUUCGCUGCUUGCCUCAAUGUUCAGUGGACGUUGGGAAGACAGUCUCGAGCGCGAUCAAGAUGGCGCCGUAUUUUUCGAUUUCAAUCCCCAGUAUUUUGUUAUUAUUUUGGAUUAUUUGCGCGCGAAGAAAGUUGCCACAACAGAGAAUCCCGCGCCAUUGCCGAUUGUUCCCGAAGAUGACGCAAAAAAUUUUAAUAAUCUUCUGGAAUACCUUGGUUUAAGCGAUGAAAUCGUCCCCGCUGAAAUAGUGCCUAGCGAGAAAUUCAAUCGACAUAGCUCUGGAGUUACUCUUGAGGAAGGAGGAAAAAUUGCAGUUAAUGGUCCAAAUGGAGGACAUAGCUAUGUUCUGGGUGGAAAUAUUUACCAACAACGCAUUGUGCGUCUUAAGAUGAAGUUGGAGUCUUUUCAAAAUAAUGAUUGGAUGUUUGUUGGCGUAACGAAAGGGGAUGUUGUACCACCGAAUAACCUUUCAUAUAAGUGGCCUGGUUCAUAUGGAUGGGGGCUCGGGAGGGAUGGUCAAGUAUGGAAAGAUGGAUCACGUACGAAUGAUCAUGCUUUAAAAAAUGUCACUAAACAAAAUGACACGGUUGAGCUAGUCUUGGAUUGCGAUGCUGCCAAGCUGUCACUACAUUUGCCCACUGGUCAACGAUUUCACAUCGAAAUACCCAAGCCACAGUCCUGGAGACUGAAUGUAAACUUCGCGUACAGAAACGACAAAAUACACAUUAUCGAUGAGUAAUAAAGUUAAAAACUUCGGCGCUCUCCAUAUUAGGUUCAGAUUUGACUUCCACUAACGCUACCAUUAUGUACUAUUAACCAAUCACAUGCAUUUGAUAUAUCAAUCAGAUGCAUACUAUUAAGCCAGUGUGAGGUAGUGAAAGUCAAAUCUGAAUCUCUCUAAUAACACUGUCAGACUGGUUAGAUCCAUCAAAUUGUUAAAUGGAAUACAAAACUUUCGGUUCUGAGAUAUUCAUCUGGCGUUAGGCAGAGUAAAAUACUAAUGUAGGGCGUAUUUUGGCGCAUUGCAGCUUUGAUGGGUUAUAAGAGAGAGAAAUUAUGUCCAGCAUGGCUGGUCUGACCAUUUCAAAUGAAAAGCGCGUGCUGUGUAGUCUUUUUUGUAAAUAUAUCCAGUGCUUGCGAUAUGAUUAUGAACUUUAGCUAAAUUGACGACUUUAUGUAAAUUUGUAUGCGGCAUAUAGCAGAGUACGCACAGUGCCGCCCAGAGGGGGGGGGCAAAGGGGGCAAUUUGCCCCGGGCCCCGAGUUGCUGGGGGCCCCUGAAAAAUUUUUGUAGGGGCCCCGCUUUUUUUGUGUGUUAAAUAUUUCCGCGCAAAGGACAAGAUAUCUGUUUUCUUGGGCUAAGUACCGAAUUUUGGCCUAAAAAAAUGAGGUAAAGUCACUCGAAAGCGUUUGCAACGUAC